AUGCAGCCUACGGCUGACAAGGGCUUGAACAUGCUCAUGGAGGUGUCCCUGGACUGGCCACAUCCGGUACUAUGCCGUUCGGCCGUCGAGCAGCUGCUUGCCGACAAAACACGUACUGUGGAGAUUGGCUUCAGCGUCUGCACGCCCACUCCCAAUGUCGUUGUGCAUGUCGAGGCCAAGGCCACAUUCUCUGGGUACUGCGCUAUAUCGAGUCUUCGUCGCCGCGCGUGCCAUCGCCGCCGUACAACAGCUGCGAACUGUCGACAGACUCGUCCGAUUACUCGACAAUGUCGCGAUCCCACAGCCAGUCCGAGCCGCAAAGGCAGCCAGCAGACUAGCCAGCAGAUGUCGCCGUCGGUCAGCCAGCUUGGUCCGCUGGGGCAAAGGCCAGAAGAGUUUGAAAUCGAGGACUCGAUGCUCCCGCGUCGAGACGAUGGUGUGGAUGCUCGAGGAGAAACCACCCCGCCAUCGUCGCCAUUGGAAUCUAUUACAUGCCGGAUCUGCGACCGCGCGAUCCCAGCAGCCUACUUUGAAGAGCACACAUGGCUGUGUGCGCGGUCGCAUCGCGCCGCCAUGGAUGUUGAGCAGCAAAACGACAAACUGUCGGAUAUGAAGACCAAGCUGCAUGCAUGGUACCCUGGCUGUAGUAUCAUUGAGCUGGAAGAGCUGGUACAUGGUGAGACCGAUGCUGCUGAUGUGCAGCAGCAUGCUGAGUUGCAAGCUGCAGAGAUCGGCAGCCCGAUGUGGGAGACGCUGGUGGGCGAGGCCAGCGAGGCUAUUUCGGGUCUCUCGCACAUCUGCUAUGUGGCCAUGACCCUCGACACCUUUGAUGCGACCCCCAAGUGUGAUAUCCCAGAAGAGGGUUCCAACACGUCAUCCAUUUCGUCUCAGGCCGGCGACUUUAUUCGUUCAGAAAGCUGGCUGGAGACGGAGCGGUUCAAGCUCCCUGAGCUUACCUUUGUCGACCCGUGCUUUGAUGAGUUAGCCCAGGCGGCCAUUCUAGCCAUGAGGGCGAAGCGCGACGCUAUCGAUAGCUUGCAAUACGCGAUCAUUGAGGCAUCCAUUGCAUGCAGCAGGUGGUUGAUUCCGGUUCAGGAUAUAAUCGAUGAGGUUGCUCCGGUUGCAGCUGCAAAGCUUCCAAUGCAGAGCUCACCGGCACCCGCGGGCGUCCUGGCGGCUUCAGCACCUGACAGCAGCAGCACUCCUCACCUGGGCGGCUAUUGCGCAGCGGCUUUCGUCGGCAAAGCAUUGCGGCAAGUGCAUCUGCGAGUCCAAAUGCUGCGUCUGUGGGAAACGACAGGCAAGAAACCAGCGGGCCAGAAAAAUCGCCAAAAUCUUCACCAUUGGCGUUUGGACAGCGUUGUGCCCUCGUCUAUCAAGCCCGCUGCCGACAGCUCGUCGCAAACACACAACUCCCCAGGAUCACUUCGCAUCACGACAUCUAGUUUACACCCGUCCAAGUCGCACAUUCCGUCAACCGUAACCAUGGGCAUGGGCAGCAGCGCAUCAUACCUGGUAACGCCCACGAUCCCGUCGAUCAACGACUUUGUUCUCCUGAAGCCAAUUAGCAAGGGAGCCUACGGGUCGGUGUUUCUAGCCAAGAAACGCACGACCGGCGAGUACUACGCGAUCAAGAUCUUGAAGAAGGCAGACAUGAUAGCCAAGAACCAGAUCAGCAACGUCAAGGCCGAGCGCGCAAUCAUGAUGGCACAGACCGGGUCCCCGUUUUCGCGCACCAACCUGUACUUGGUCAUGGAGUACCUGAACGGUGGCGACUGUGCUUCGCUGCUGAAAUCGAUUGGCGCGCUGCCUGAGGACUGGGCCAAGCAGUACCUGGCUGAGGUUGUGCUGGGCAUCGAGGACCUGCAUGGGAGAAAUGUCGUCCACCGCGAUCUGAAGCCAGACAACCUGCUGAUUGACUGUGACGGUCCACUUGAAGCUGACGGACUUUGGGCUAUCCAAGCUCGGAUUCCUGGGCCGACGUGUCGACCAGCAGCAAUCGCUUGCAAACAACCAGCACCUGGAGUAGCUCGCAAGGAGAUGAAUGCCAGCGGGCAUAGCGAACUUGCAGCAAUGGAGCCGAUCAGCACAGGUCGGGUGUGGCAGCCCUAUGUGGCGAACCCAGUACGGACUCCGCAGCAGUUGCUCACUGAGACACCACUAGCUCUAGCGUCCAACCCCAGUCGCUGGAUCAUCAGACCCGCAUGCAAUGGCACCUAUGGCGCCGUCGCCAAUUAG
Linderina pennispora is the source of this 2238-nucleotide messenger RNA. RefSeq lists its product as uncharacterized. Gene Ontology annotation, biological process: peptidyl-serine phosphorylation; intracellular signal transduction. The coding region runs from base 1 to 2238 and encodes 745 amino acids. Gene Ontology annotation, cellular component: cytoplasm; nucleus. The transcript is spliced from 4 exons. Gene Ontology annotation, molecular function: protein serine/threonine kinase activity; ATP binding. The record is from RefSeq and is a predicted model, not a curated record. Lineage: Eukaryota; Fungi; Kickxellomycota; Kickxellomycetes; Kickxellales; Kickxellaceae.